AGGAGGGGCCGGGAACUCCCGUGCUCCAGUCGGAGCGCGGUUGCUCACUGGAGUUUGGCUUUGUUGACGUCGAGCUCCAAACUUCCCAGCACGCCGCUAUUUGAUUAAGCGACCGUGAGGGCGAAAGGAAGGAGCGGCUGCCCCGCAGAAACUUAGCCGAGCGCAGGAACGACCUUCGCUUUCGGUAGCUGGUGAGGAAAAAGGCUCUCCCCAACAUGGGCCUCCUGGAGUGGCUGCCUGGUGGCGCGUACGGUCUGGCGCUCGCUACCGCUCUGGCUUUCGGGGCGUUGUGUGCUUUCGGCAGGAGGAAAAGGCACACUGGAGAACCUCCCUUAAUAAAUGGUUGGAUUCCUUUCUUGGGAGUGGCCCUGGACUUUAGAAAAAAUGCUACAAAUUUUUUAUUAACUUUGAAUAAAAAACAUGGAGAUAUUUUUACCAUACACAUGGCUGGCAAAUAUAUUACAUUUAUAAUAAACCCCCUACAAUAUCCUCUUAUGACCAAGAACAGCAAGUAUCUGGGAUUUACAGAAUUUGCAGAUCAAAUAUCAAGCCAAGCAUUUGAUCAUCCGCCAAUUGUAAAUGGAAAUUUCCCUGACUUAAAUGAACAUGUACACAGGAAUUAUCAAUAUAUUCUUGGCAAAUCAUUGGACACACUCUCCGAUAACAUGAUGAAGAACCUCCAAAAUAUAUUUAAGAGAAAGAUUUCACAAAUGGUAGAUUGGGAGAUGGAAAAAAUGCACAAGUUCUGCUUCUCUAUAAUAUUUGAAGCCAGUUUUAAAACUUUCUUUGGAAGGGAUCCUCAUAAUGAUGGCUAUAAUGUUACUGAUGAAAUUGGAGAAAAAUUUCUCAAGUUUGAUGCCAAUUUUUCCUAUUUGGCUCUAAAUGUACCAAUUACAUUGCUGGGAGCAACCAAGAAUAUUCGGAGAGAACUCAUAAACUUUUUAAAUCCAAAAAAGAUGGAGAAAUGGUUAGAUGUUUCUAAAGUGGUCCAAGACAGAAAAGAUAUCCUUGAAAACUAUAAAGUGCUUAGCGAUUAUGACAAAGCAGCACAUCAUUUCGCCUUUCUGUGGGCCUCGGUGGGAAACACCAUUCCUGUUAUAUUCUGGACGAUGUAUUAUCUGUUGAGGCACCCAGAAGCUUUUGCAGUGGUGCAUGAUGAAAUUGACCAUUUACUGCAGUCAACAGGUCAAGAGAAGAGACCAGGAUACAACAUCUACCUCAGCAGAGAACAAUUGGACAACCUGGUCUACCUAGAAAGUGCUAUAAAUGAGAGCUUGCGAAUGUGUUCCUCAUCAAUUAAUAUCCGUCAAAUCAAAGAAAAUUUUAUUUUCAAGUUUGAAGAAAAUCGUGAAGUCUGUUUGAGAAAAGGAGAUUUUUUAGCAAUUUUUCCUCCGGUUCUGCACAGGGACCCUGAAAUCUACGAAGAUCCUCAAACAUAUAAAUUUGACCGCUACGUGGAGAACGGCAAGAAGAAAACAACCUUCUUCAAACAGGGAAAGAAGCUGAAAUAUUUUCUAAUGCCAUUUGGCUCUGGAGUCAACAUGUGUCCUGGCAGAUUCUUUGCAAUGAGUGAAAUUAAACUCUUUGUGGUUUUAGCAUCGGUUUAUUUUGAUAUGGAUAUAAUGGAGGACAAACAACUUGGACAGGACAAGGAUAGAAUAGGCUUGGGUAUUUUACUGCCAGAUUCUGACAUUCUUUUUCGUUAUAAGCUUCGGUCUUAGUACAGAACCUCUAUUGCUUAUUUAUAUUACUCAAAUUAGUUCUGUCUUUCACUAAAUGUAAUGUAGCAUUUGUAUUUCUGGGUAUAUUUACAGGUUUACUGUACUUUCAUUGUUAAGUGUUUUAAAUAUUAUCAUAGACUGUGCUUUUCUGUGCAAAAAUGAAUGAGAGGUAGAUAAAUCCAUGUAAAUUCUUUUUAUGAUACUUGAGUUCUAGGAUCUGGGGUCCCACAAGUAAUCCAGGGAUUCAUUGGUCUUCUAAAGAGAAUUUGAUACUAAAAGUAAAAUCCUAAACAUCUUUUGGGAAAGGUAAAAUCUACUCAUCCUGGUGACACAUAAUUCAGAGUAAACAUAAAUAAGGGUCACUUUUUCUGUUGAUUCUGGAAAAGUCCC
This is a messenger RNA of Notechis scutatus (mainland tiger snake), 2111 nucleotides long. RefSeq names its product cytochrome P450 family 7 subfamily B member 1 (gene CYP7B1). NCBI's taxonomy places the organism in Eukaryota, Metazoa, Chordata, Lepidosauria, Squamata, Elapidae. The record is from RefSeq and is a predicted model, not a curated record. Gene Ontology annotation, biological process: bile acid biosynthetic process; cholesterol homeostasis. Gene Ontology annotation, molecular function: heme binding; iron ion binding; oxysterol 7-alpha-hydroxylase activity.